UUAAUCAUUAGCGUAUAUAGGCUGCUAUAGUUAUUUUACGGAAAUAAUCAGUUUGGCUGCAGCCAAAACUCUUUUCGUAAAAUAGGCAAUUGUAUCGAUGCGUUACUUGACAUCCCUAGUUAGUACUUGGUUUGUAUACCUAAAUAUAAAUACUAAUUUAUUCAAUUUUUGGCCACACUUGAGUAAAAUAGACCAUAAAAUUGUAUAUUUGUCUCCUUUUCUCUUACGAGUAAAAUCGGUAUGAGUGAGUGUGUCAAAGUGAUAAAUAACUUUCAUUUUAAAAAUAUUUCUGCCCCGAUCACAGGUGUUAUAAAAGGCUUCAGCGCAGUCGUAAAUUUUAAUCUAGCGCCUGGUUCGGUGCAAGCGCAAACUUUUUAAUUUCAAAAUAUGUUUUUUAAACAACUAACGAUUAUUUUCUUAGUUGCUAUAGUAAGAAGUCAAAGUGUAAGUCAAGGUCCCAAAGUACGUCUGGCCAACGGUGUUUUGCAGGGAAUCUGGAGAGUUUCCACAAAUGGCAGAAGCUUUGUAAGCUUUUUAGGAGUACCCUACGCCCGGCCGCCGAUCGGAAAAUAUAGAUUUCGAGAGCCGCAAGCCGCAAAGCCGUGGCCUGGAGUAUGGAAUGCCUCAAGAGUACUCUCCGCAUGUCUUCAGUACGACCCCGUCCCAGAUGAAAUCAUAGGCAGCGAAGACUGUCUUUUUGUAAACAUCCACACGCCGAAACCAAAAGCCGAUGCCCUGUUACCCGUCGUAAUCUUCAUCCACGGUGGAGCCUUCAUGUACGGAGCUGGAGGAGAAUAUGAUGGUGUCCACAUGAUGGAUAGAGAUUUAGUCGUCGUCACAAUAAACUAUCGUUUAGGACCGCUAGGUUUCCUGAGCACAGGUGAUGAUCAAAUACCAGGCAAUAUUGGUCUAAAGGAUCAGUCCUUCGCCUUGAAGUGGGUUCGGGAUAACAUUAUCAGUUUUGGCGGAAACCCUGACAGCAUCACACUCACUGGCUGUUCUGCUGGUAGCGCCAGUGUGCACUAUCAUUAUCUGUCACCGCUUUCUAGAGGUACAUUCCACCGAGGAAUUGCGUUCAGCGGUUCAGCGUUUUCAUCGUGGGCACUUGCUAUUAAACCUUUAGAAAAGGCCAAAGAGCUUGCCACAAUUGUCGGUUGUCCCACCGCCAAUACUGAAGAUAUGGCUGAGUGCUUAAAGACCAGACCUGGAGAGGUUUUGGUCAACGCCCAAAUUCAGAUGUUUGACUGGACAGUCAACUGGUUCACUAUAUUCACUCCAACAGUGGAGGCAUCAAAUGUGAAGAAUCCUUUCCUCACUCAAUACCCUUACUUCGCGAGUCAAGCUGGUGCUAUGCAGCGAUUACCACUUAUAACCUCUGUGACUUCUGAAGAAGGAUUAUAUCCUGCUGCAGCUUACCAAGAAACCCCGAGCAUCUUACCUGAACUGGAGUCAAGAUGGGAAGAGCUGGCUAGCACCAUUUUCGAGUAUAACGACACUUUGCCCCUUAACGAGCGUUACAGAGUCGCUAGAAAGAUCAAACAGGAGUACCUAAAUGGCAGACCAGUUGGACAGUACACAUUUGACGAACUUGUUCAAGCCCUUGGAGACCGUUUGUUUGUGGUAGGCGUCGGCAAACUUGCUCAAAUUCACGCCAAAACGUCUCUUCAACCGACCUAUGUGUAUCGUUUCUCAUACAGCUGGCAAUUCAGCUUCUCUAAUGUUAUGGCUAAAAAUUUAAAGAACUAUGGUGUGUGCCAUUCAGACGACGUAAUCCUUUUCCUGCAAUACCUGCCAAACGAAACAAAUCGUACGAAAGAUAUACAGAUGAGGGAAGCUCUUCUAGAUAUGAUUUGCAGCUACGCUAGCACUGGAGUCCCAGAAUUUCCGGGCUGUUCCGAAUGGUUGACAGUUGUCCCGGGAAAACCUGAAUUAGACUACCUCGAGAUAGCUGGACCUAGGAACGCGAAGAUGAAUCGCACAGCAAAUUUCGGAAAUAAAUAUUUCUGGGAUAGCCUCGACUUCAACGAGAACGAAAACUAUCGCGGCAACAGAAGAAGAUAUUGACUUCCAUUCUAUAUAAUAAUAUUAUAAAUGCGAAAGUGUGUCUGUCCGUCUGUUUGCAAGCUUUUUAUGGCCUAUUCACUUAACUGAUUUUGACAAAAUUUAUACAGAUAUAAUAUGACGGACAUAGGCUACUUUUAGUCUCGGAAAAUCAAAGGCUUCCCACGGAAUUUUUAAAAAACCUAAAUCCACAUAGAUGAGUUUGCAGGCCUCAUCUACUUGGUAGAUGGUACCUACUUGCAAAUAGAUUGAGAUAGCAUGCAUUAUGGGAUAUAGACUACCUAUUAUAUCUCGGGAAAUUGAUGAGCUCCCCGGGGAAUUUUUAAAAUGCAAGUUAAUAAAAUAUGUA
Messenger RNA from Maniola jurtina (meadow brown), 2410 nucleotides. RefSeq names its product venom carboxylesterase-6-like. The record is from RefSeq and is a predicted model, not a curated record. The coding region runs from base 388 to 2064 and encodes 558 amino acids. The transcript has 10 exons. Lineage: Eukaryota; Metazoa; Arthropoda; Insecta; Lepidoptera; Nymphalidae.